Messenger RNA from Pelagomonas calceolata, 528 nucleotides. Lineage: Eukaryota; Pelagophyceae; Pelagomonadales; Pelagomonadaceae. The record is from the annotation of a GenBank genome assembly.
AUGAACGUCGCAUGCUGCGAGGACGGCUGCCGCGGGAUCCCGAACGACAACGUGCCGCUCUUCGUGUCCCACCUCAUCCUCGUGACGCUCUCGACGGCGUCGUGGAUCCUCUGCGCGGCCGUGCUGAAGGACGACUGGCCGACGCACGUCGAGUCCUGGCUCGUGUUUGACCUCGCGCUCGCCGCCGCGGAGACGCUCUACGGGGCGUGGGCCUGCGUCGUCGACGCGCGCGACACGACGUUCUUCGAGCGCGCGACGCGGAGCUUCCUCGUCGCGGACGGCGUCUUCGCGACGAUGCAGCUGGCCGUCGCCGUCACGGGCGCGGCGCCGUGCGGAAAUCAAGCGGUGAGUUAGGUUUGCAGCUAAGGGGGGCGCCUGAAGUUUUAUUUCCACGCAGGCGCGGCCUACUGGCGCGGCGGCGGGUCGAGCGCGGACGAGGUCUUCGACUGCGCGGUCGUGCUCGCGUGGUUCGCCCUAGCGGCGCUCGCGGUGAUGGCGUGGCAGGACAAGGUCAAGGGGGGCGACUGA